Molecule: messenger RNA, 1014 nt
Organism: Epithele typhae
Lineage: Eukaryota; Fungi; Basidiomycota; Agaricomycetes; Polyporales; Epitheliaceae
Exons: 8
Coding region: 1-1014 (337 amino acids)
Source: RefSeq, a predicted model, not a curated record
AUGCGCUGGCAGCGCCUGGCGUGGGAAUCUCAGCCUCGGCUCAUCGAGCGGACUCUGCCAGCGCGCUGUGCAGCUGUAUCCUCCACUUCCACCCCUAUCCUCGUCCUCGCCACCCUCCGCGCGAAGGGUGAGAGCAUUCUUGAAGGUCCGCUCGCCGUAUCGAAAGGGGUGGGUGUCGACGCAAUCGCGAGGGAGCUCCCGCGGCGAUGCUCUGUCCUGGUCAAGAGCGUUCAGCUGGACGUGUUCAUCGACGACAGGGGCCACGGGGCAGCACUGGUUCCGCGCUGCCCUGCUUCUCCCAUCUUUCCGUCUCCUCCUAGUCCUCCCCUGACGCCGGCCCAAGCAUCCAGAACGUCCACUGCGCACCCGUUCCAUCUUGCCCGUGUCGCCCUCGCGUCGCCCGUGUCGUCGGCGCUCCGCAUGUACGACAUGUGGAACCAGGGCCUCUGGCCCAACAUCCACGUGCAUGCUCGCGCAGACGCAAGCAGACACUCGCGCGAGUCCAUCGGCAGCUGCCGGAGCGCACCGCCCCGCAGCAGCAGGCCGCUGCUCGCACUUUGCCUGGGCGACGUCCCUGCACAAGCAGGUCGGUCUCGGCCCGGACUUCAAGGCCUCAAGCUCCUGCUCACCACCGCGGACCGCAACAUGUCCAUCUCACACAACUACGGCACCCUCAUCGAGGACGAGGGCAUCGCCCUCCGCGGGCUCUUCAUCAUCGACCCCAAGAGCAUCCUCAGGUGCGUCCACAGUGCGGGGUCCUCCACGAAGAACGUCUCUGCAAGCACCAAGAAAACCUCCGGUUCCUCGAAGUUUGUGUGGCCGCCGGUGCCUGCAGACAGGGCCAAGCUCAGUCCUAGGGACCAAUGUGCGGUCCUGUGGUACAAGACGCAUCACGGGAUUCACGAAGAAUUUGACGCAUUUUACAAGUUAGUGAAGCACCCACAACGGACGAGAUGGCGAGACUCCGCACUCUGCAAUCAAAUCGUUCUGCAGCCGGAGCGGCGGUCGGAGUAG